Messenger RNA from Sparassis crispa, 3429 nucleotides. RefSeq lists its product as hypothetical. The transcript has 12 exons. Gene Ontology annotation, molecular function: zinc ion binding; DNA-binding transcription factor activity, RNA polymerase II-specific. Gene Ontology annotation, biological process: regulation of DNA-templated transcription. The record is from RefSeq and is a predicted model, not a curated record. Bases 1 to 3429 code for a protein of 1142 amino acids. Lineage: Eukaryota; Fungi; Basidiomycota; Agaricomycetes; Polyporales; Sparassidaceae.
AUGGACACCGCAAAUUCCGCGUCAACUGAUCGAGUGAAUCCCUUUUGUGACAAACCCAUACCCGAAUACGCCUUACAAUGGGAUAGCGCUGUUUGUCGCCCUGCUACGCUGCCGGCUGCGUACGACGAGGAUAUAUCCCCAGAGCAUAUUUUUUAUAUUCCCUCAGGCAAGGAGGACCACUCACAGUCAGUCCCAGAAACAACCCGGCGUGGGUAUGUCGUGGCGGAGCGCUGCGAGUCCUGUAAGAAACUCAGGAAGAGAUGCACACGCGCGCGUCCCAGUUGUAAAAGAUGCGAGACCAGUGGAAAACUAUGCAAAUUUUCUGUUUCACCUUCAAUUCUUCCAGGUCCGUCGGUACUCAGGCCAAGAAAAGAGAAGCAGAAUGGGAGUAGCAGUAGCUACCUACCGCUUCAGGAGGACGCUCGAUCGACAACGACUCGCCCUGAUCAAACAGUGGAUGGAGCAUCAUCCUCUAACCCCCCUGCUCCCGGUCUUAGAUUGUCAAGACCGCGGAAGUGCAAACAACCACGUUCUGCGCCAGAGAACAUUUCUUCAGAUGCUGUCGUACCAGAGAGCAGCAGCGACGAGGUACAAGAUGGUGCUGCCAAACCUAAAAAGCGUCGGAAGCAUGACAAUAUACGUACGUUCGAAGUACCGAGCGGUUCAAAUGCCAAUCGAAGUACUGCAAUAAAACGCGGACCCAAACCCAAGAAUAUAACCGGAACCAAGGACAAGGCAAAGCCCCAAAGCAUCACCGGGCGCAGAGGUGGCCUCCAAACCAGUCGUACAAUGCACAAGCCGAAGACUACAGAGAACGUUCCGUAUCAGCCGACAUGGCACGUUGUUCCUCCUCCGAAUCAACCUACCCUAGGAGGGUCAGCAGCCGCCUCGUUGGGUUCUGCCUCUACUCUCCCUCGGAUCUGGGCGAACAGCAAAGAAGAGCUGUGUGAGGUCAUACCGGAGCUGGCGCGAAGUAUGAAUGGGGUUGUUUGGCAGUACACGGAGACUCCUACCCUCUUCCUCGAGGGGCAGGCAUGGCCAAAUGACUUGUGGGAUGGUAAAUCCGUCAUCGAGCUGUCUUUGGUGCGGACUUUCUCGAGUCCCGUUCCCCCUGGCACAGCUGCCGAUAUCUCGCCACCCUUUCCAUUACCAGGCCGGGACCAUUCACUACCGACAUUAAUAUCGCCUGAUCUCCCCGUUUUACCUGGUGCUUCCGCUAUUUCUGCACCUGUUUUCUCCACUGGAGCGUUUGGCACUGUACCUCAUCCGUCGUAUCUUCAUCCUUCGCUUCGAGAGUCGGCUAGUGAUUCUUCUAUGUCUCUACCAGUUCUCACUAUGGAUGGACUAUAUACCUUGUCAGCAUCGCCGUCCCCUCCACCGGAGUACAUGCCAUUGCUUCCUGAGCAGCGAAGUACAGACGUUCCUUGGCGUAAUGGUCCCGCGACAUUCCAUUCGAUCUCCGCUAACGUUGUACCCGGUCCCUCAAGUGGUCUCCUAGUGCAACAAGACCCGUGUCAGUACAGGGAUUACUUGAUUUACGGCGGAGUUGCUCUUGAAAGUGUACCUCCCCUGCUACCAGCGGCAGUCCACGGCUCCACUAAGUUUCACGAAGGCAUGGUGGGCCGCGGAGUACAUCUUGGCGUGUUUGCUUCAACUUCUGCUGACUACGGAGACUGGGGCAAGGUUGCGGAUAUGCAGAGUAUUUCGCCAGUGGCAGAUGCGUGUCAAUUUGGCGCGGUCCAGACGGAAGAAAGCUCCACAAUGUCAGCUGUUCCGAUCCCUGGCUCGAGCCGUGGGUCUGCCUUACAAGGAUACUAUGACUCUUCUUACUCGUAUUACCUACCACAGAUAUUGCAGCAUACACAAGAGCUGCAACGACUCAUUGCCACGGGUUCUGCAGCCGACGGUGCUUUAAUGCGAUCAAUUCCAGGCCCACAUGUUCACUCGCAGAUCCCUGAGACCUUCACUCAUUCUUCCACUUUUCACGGGGCCGGGCCAACGGAAAUAUAUCCUCCCCCAAAGCUCCACUCUUCACCGAUGGAUGAAGCCUUGAAUGGCAAUCCGCCUCCUGAGAUCAAAGCUCUGUUGGAUUGCUACACGAAGCGUAUCCCGGUCAGCAUUAUUGCGACUAGGAAUUCGUCGCUUGUGCGUCUCGGCUUACCCGAAGAGUACGGCUGUGUCUUUCUGGGUCUCUUCAAGAUUACAGAAGUGGAGAUAUUCGACAGGGAUGUCAAUUCCUUACAACCAGUCCAGGAUACUCGACAUGCACGCCAUUGGCGGUUCAGGUUCGUGUGGACACCUGGCGGAGACAGUCUCGAUCCGUCGGUCGGUCCUCUACCUCGUUGGUGGGUGCCUGCGCCAACAGGCGAGGGCGAUGGAGAGGAAGAUCAGGACAUUGAUAUGUUGAUGCAGCCGUAUAACCUCUUACCUCUUGAGCUCAUGGCCUCGAGCACGUUUUCCCAGGAGGACUUCGAGAACGGUACGUCCGAGCUAACGACGUCUCACGGCUGGCACUGCGGAGAAUGUGGAAUGCUGAACGUCCAACGGAAUCUGCGGCAUCAGAAGUGUGGUCACUGUCGGCGAGGUAACUUCAUGCCUCCUGUGGAUGUCGGCUGCCUACGCAACCCAUACACCACGGCACCGCAAAUACUGCCUUGGGAUCGACCUUCGGAUGGUGUCUCGUCGUUCACCGUCAAGCGCCCCGAUAGUAUGCGCGUGUUCCGUUACAAAUUAGGCGAUUCCCAGAUUGCGACGCACCUCUUCACCGGCAAUCUAGAGAAGCACCAGGAUCAGCCCACUCGUCUCUUCAGGGAGUUUCAGAUGAAGAUUGAGAUGCCGAUGCGUGGUCUCAAGGCUGGCUUAGGGGCAGGGCCUUACUACACCUAUUUCGUUGGUAAAGAAGGAGGUGUCCCUGCUGUCCCUUGGGCGGAUGUUCCAGAGUGUGUUUCCGCUGCUAAAGAGUUGAUGCUCCAUCUUGGACGUACCGACGGCGGAGAGUCCUCUUUGAAGAUCGAUCAGUUGAUCGUGCUCGCUUGGACAAGUACGGGCUCGAGGAAGGGAAUCUUCCCGGCAAAGAAGUCAUGCAUCACGCUGCUCUGCCUCGGUGCAGACAUCGAACUAUCCAUCUCAGUCAGAUCUGAAGUGUCACCUACGCGAAUGAAAGGGGGAGCACAGGCUGCGAACCGGGCGGCGACUUCAUCAACGAGCAGCCCUGCAGCAUCUCUGGUCCUAUCACGCCGUACAGCCAAGAAGAGAAAAUAUCCUUCCUCGGUUCAGAGGAAGACUUCUUCGGCGCCCUCUAAGAACACGUGGAAGGAAGCUCUGCUGGUCACCCUUGUUCAUGGGGACAUUCUCGUGUUGACUGGUGAUGACUUUCAGUAUUCUAUGAAGCGGGCAGGCAUGAACAUUGUUUUGAUAGGCACCAGUUAA